This is a messenger RNA of Colletotrichum truncatum, 1317 nucleotides long. RefSeq names its product pectate lyase. Gene Ontology annotation, molecular function: carbon-oxygen lyase activity, acting on polysaccharides. Gene Ontology annotation, cellular component: extracellular region. The record is from RefSeq and is a predicted model, not a curated record. Lineage: Eukaryota; Fungi; Ascomycota; Sordariomycetes; Glomerellales; Glomerellaceae.
AUGCUUCUUUGCUCAACCAUGAACACUCUCAAGUUCUUAGUUUCCAUUCUUCCGGUCGCCCUGGCGGCUGACCUUUUCGUCGCGACCGACGGAUCUAGCAGCGGUAGCGGCUCUAUUGACUCUCCCUACUUGUCAAUGCAAGACGCCAUCGAUGCUGCCAGCCCUGGAGACACCAUUCAUAUCCGUGGCGGUACCUACAAGCCUUCUGAUAACAUCUCUUUCCGCAAAAGCGGCACUUCGAGCUCCCCUUAUACCGUUCGAGCGCACGAGGAUGAGGAAGUCAUUUUUGAUGGUGACAACCUCUUUGGAACUCCCGUAGAAGAAUAUGAGGGAUCUUUGCCCAGCUCUAAGCGGGGAAUCUUCCAGCUCCGUGGCGCCAACUAUUGGCGCUUCUUCAAUUUGACAUUCACCAAAGGUCCUUACGGUGUCUACGUCGAGGAUUCGUCAAACAACUACUUUGAGCGAAUCACAACCCACACCAACUACGAGUCCGGUUUUCACCUCCAGAAUGACAUCUCCAACACCGAGAUUGUGUUCCUUGACUCCUACUUCAACUUUGACCCUCGAAAGAAUGGAAAGAGCGCCGACGGAAUCUCGCUGAAGGAGGGUUCUGGUGAUGGCAAUGUCAUCCGUGGCGCUCGUAUCUGGCACAACUCGGAUGACGGCAUCGAUCUUUGGCAAUUUGGCUCCCCCGUAACCAUUCUAGACUGCCUUGUAUUUGAGAAUGGCUUCGACCGUUGGGACAUGGGCUCUGAUCACGAAGCCGAUGGCAACGGUGUCAAACUUGGAGGCGGCAGCUCCGCAUCGGACCGUACGGCUGUCAACCACGUUGUCAAGAACACGAUUUCCUUCGGCAACAAGCGACGUGGAUUCACGGAUAACAACAUGCCGGGCGACAUGACCUUUGAGCGCAACACAGCUUACAAAAAUGGCGAGGAGGGUUUCAACACGCGAUCUUCAGUUGCGACGUACACCGAGAACAUUGCUGCUGAGAAUGCCGGCACCACAGACACUGAUGAGCAGUACUACUUUGUCGAUGGUGUCAAGUCAACUGGCAACUCCUGGGAUGGUGGAGACUCUUGGUCUGAUGCUAGUUUUGUUAGCGUUGAUACUAAGGCCGUCACUGGUCCCCGGGCGGCUGAUGGUCGUCUUCCUGCAAACGACUUCCUCGUCCCCACCAACAACGAGCAGAUUGGUGCACGUACGGCUGAUUGGGCCGAAGGGCAAUUUGCGUUGCUCGGUAGCGGUACCGAGACAAACAGGGCUGAGAUUGAGUCUUCAUGCAAGCGCAAGCUGAGACGUAGAAUGCGGGCUUAA